Magallana angulata is the source of this 1127-nucleotide messenger RNA. RefSeq names its product transmembrane protein 233-like. The record is from RefSeq and is a predicted model, not a curated record. Bases 157 to 549 code for a protein of 130 amino acids. The transcript has 3 exons. NCBI's taxonomy places the organism in Eukaryota, Metazoa, Mollusca, Bivalvia, Ostreida, Ostreidae. Gene Ontology annotation, cellular component: membrane.
CCUUUGAGUUCCAGCGCAUGCGCGAACACACCUGAGACAGGUAAAGCGGAAGCUUGUGACUCAUAUUUUUUUUUUAACUGAGAGUGAGGAAAUAGACGCACAUACUUUUUGAGAGAAAUUCAGUGAUGUAAAGGGCUGAGAUUGCACAAAGAGAACAUGAGUGCAUUUCCUGGAGCCACCACCCCCAAUGUUGGGCCGGAUUACUACGAGAGCUCAUCCACAUGGUCCAAAGAAAUCCUUGUGACUAAAGAUCCAGUGUUUGUGAACCGUACUGUCAUAAAUGGACACUACAUUGGAAGGAAACCCCACAAUUACCUCCCCUUGGCCAUCGUAGCCACCAUCUUAAACCCCCUCAUUGGUCCCAUUGCUAUUGUUUUUGCCAUAAUGUCGACACGUUCCUACUACGACGGAGACAUGAAAUACGCUGAGAAAUGGGCAGAUCACGCGUUUAUGAUCGCAAUGGCUACACUGGGCAUUACAAUUAUUCUUGCCGUGGCUAUCGGAUUUACGCUCAGUAACGUGGGAACCAAGGGAGGUCAUGCACCGUAGCAACACAGUAGAUCUGAAAAAGAGACAGCUUAUGUAUCCAUGGACACCGUUUUUUAGUCAGGAAUUCUUGUGAUUAUCAGUCUUUUAACUCUACAUGGAUAUAUUAAAAUUAUAUAAUUAAAACAGUUUUAUUGACUACUUCAGACAAUUCAUUUCUAGUGACACAAUUUCUGACAUUUUUUUAAUCCAUCAAUCAUAGAUUAUCACGGAAUAGCAUAUAUAUCUGUAUAUAGUGUUUCAGACUUCUUUGAAUUUAAGUUUUAUGUGCAAGGCUUCAUUUUCCAUUUUUAAACAUACUUGAAGCAGGGAUAUUCAAGGGACCAGUGCAAAGUGAUUUCAUCGUCAUACAACAUUGACCCCUUUAAUUUUAAAUUGAGAAAAUAUCUUAAGGGCCCAAAUUACUUCGGGUUUAUAUUGAACAUAAAAUUCAGUACUUGUUUUUACCCCAAAACUUUUAGAAAUUCUUACACAAGUAUAAAUAAUUAUUGUAUAAUAUCAUGUAUUUUGUAUAUCAACAUGUUUUUAUUACAUAUGAUAUAUCAUGGUUAUAAAUAAACCAAUGUAAACACCUCUACUGA